AUGGCUUCGCCGGGGCUCGCCGCCGGCGACGGCAUCUACGACUUCCACCUCCGCUCGCUCUCCGCGGCCUCACGGGACUCCGCUGCGGCCGCCGACCCCGCCUCCGACCCCAACCUCCUCCAAUCUGUAACCGCAUGCCCCUUCGAUCCCUUGUCCCCUAUGUCCGGUUUCUUGGAUGUGAGAAGGGUGUGCGAGAUGUGCCGGACGGCGAAGGAGGCGAAGGACGAGAUGGUGGCGCGGGCGUUCCCGGUGAUGGGCAAGCUAUUUCAGCGAUGCGCCGCCGCUCCGACGCAGGCCGUGGCCUCCACCGGCGUGCUGCUUCUAUGUUCUGUAUUUUUUCGUACCAGACCAUCCUGCAAAUUCUUCCUGGAUUUUGGGGAGGCGGUCUUGCACGAUGCUGAUGGUAGCUUGAAAACCUUCUUCCGCUCUUGCUUAAGUAGGGAGUUUGCAGAUCCUAUUGUUGCAGAGCGCACGGUUGAAUUCCUUGUAACAAACAAGACAAAGAUCCUUAGCUCCUUUCCCAAUUUGAUUCCACAGUUUUAUCCAUUGUUGUUAAAGCUUAUUGCAUCAAAUGGUGAGAGACUGGAGAAUAAGUUUGCGGAAGUACUUCCGUUAAUGAUGUCAGCAGGAUCUUUUCUUCCUCUUUUCCUAUCCCUUAUGGGUUUGCCAAUGUUGGUGGUGGCACUGGAAAAGGUGGAAAGAAGUUCUGGAACUCUUAUUGGCAGUAGUAUAGCUACAAUCCAGAAGAGCGCUGCUCCUGAGAUGCUUCUUGCACUGAUGGACGAGGCAUAUACUGGUUCCGCAAUAGAAGAACCUAGUGGUAAUUCAGGCUCUGAUGAUAGUGGUCCCCUAGACCUUGCUGACCCAAUGUUCUUAGACCUUCUAAAAGACGAGAAUGAUGGCAUUGCUGCAAAACAUUGGAUAUCCCCUACGAUAUCUUCAACAUUACAAGCAGCAUUUAACAGCCCACAGUCGGAUAGAUUGAAACAGUCACUGGAAAUGGCACCUCACUUUCUUACUUUGUAUUUCGCGACGGCAUUGCGGGAUGUUAAUGACUCACUGUUGUGUGCUCUUAUUCCAGUAGUUAUGUCAAGAUAUGCUGCGAUGUUCCCAGACAAGGUUUUCUCUUUCAAGGUGAGGAAAAGGCUUUCAGACUUCAUUUUGGCUGCAUUCCAGCGGUCUCCUAACAUCAUUGCAGUACUGAAGAAACCUAUUACUGACAGACUUGGUGAAGCUCAUGAUAAUCCUGCUAAGACAGAGUUAGCAUUGCACUUGUGCUGGGCCAUUGGUGAGCAUGGAGCUGGAGGGAUAGAUCGCAAAGAUGUUGCUCGUGAGCUAUUUGAAAAUUUGGAAUUAUUAUUGUAUGAAAACCUGGCAACUAGCCGUGUGGUAUUAAACCAGGAGCCAGGAUCUGAUUCCAUGGGUGCAUCAUCUAGAAAGUCAUCCCAAGCCAGGCUUCUCUGCUUUGUGGUGACUGCCAUUGCAAAACUAGCAACAUGCCAUAGUGAGUUGCUUCCGAGAGCACACGUGUCAUUGGGUAAGGUCGCUCGUUCCCCAACCUCAGACAGGAGAGUCUACCAACGGGCCUGUGACUAUUUAGGGCUCAUGAAUGAACCAGCCAUCUGUUUAUCUGUAUUGGGACCGUCCACUGCCCAAGGAAAUGGUCCUGGUAUUGUGAAUUGGAGUGAAGGAGGAACAAAGAUGGUAUCUCACGUUCCAUUUUACCUUUUAGCUGAGCAAAAAGGUCCACCGUUUCAUGAUUUUUCAUUUACCGACCUCCUCCCAACAGAAUGA
Miscanthus lutarioriparius is the source of this 1794-nucleotide messenger RNA. Lineage: Eukaryota; Viridiplantae; Streptophyta; Magnoliopsida; Poales; Poaceae. The record is from the annotation of a GenBank genome assembly.